GCGGGGCAACCCUUCCGGAGCAACCAAUCAGAAUCCCCUAGCAACGCCGUGCCCUCCCUCUAUGCCCCAGCGCCCAGCCUCCAUAAGCACCGCCCAUUUAAGUUCUGCGCGCUCCUGAGGCGCGCCCUCGUGGAAUCGGCACCGGGACCCUGUGGGCGUUCGGGCACGCAGCUAGUCUGCCUGAUCUCCUCCGUGCACCGCCCCACAGGCGCGGGCGAUGGUCCGCACUGCUCGCGCUCAGUAAGUGGAGGUGCAGUGAAUUUCUACUGAUAGCCAAAGGAAACAGCCCAGAAACUUGGUCUUUAACCGCUAAAAACGGUAGUGAAGAGGCUGGAUGGGAAUUCAGCCCUUGAAAGGUUAGGAGUCUGUCCCCUCCAUCUGACGUCCAUUCACUUCCCAAAUUCAUUCACUCAUUCAAUUAUUUAUUGAACAUAUGCUGGUGCCAAAUGCUAUUUCUGAAUGCCUUGGCCCUGAUGGUAGUCAUAACCUUCCCCUAACGGGAUAGUACCGUCUCUUCACAACCCAGGUAACGGCAAGCAUACUUUGUGCCACGAUCCAAUCAAUGCUCAGUACGCUCUUCCUUCUUUUUCCCUCAGCCUUCAUAUGUAAUUCUCCACACAUCCUGUGCUCUCUACCUUCGAACUUCACCCCUCAUCACACUGCAAGCAUGGGCUCAUCACAUACUGUCUGCCUGGUUCACAGAAGUCCCUCAACGACCUUCUGCUUCCAUCUAAGGAGACUUUCUCCACAGCAGACAAGGCAAACCUUGAAAACCCAGCUCUGCGGGCUGGAGAGAUGGCUCAGUGCUUAACAGCACUCGUUGCUCUUGCAGAGGACAGGGAUUCAGGGUCUAGAUUCACAUAGUGGCUUCAACAACUAUCCCUACCCCAGUUCUAAGGGAUCUGACACCGUCUUCUGAACUCCGAGGCACGCACAUGGUGCACACAUACAUACAUGCAGGCAAAACUCUCAGACACAUAAAAUAACCUAAAUAGAACCCAACCCAGCCCUGGUCACUCCUCUCUCUGUUUGGAGAAAUGGCUUUCCUAAGCCCCACCCUCUACCUUCUGAUCCUGUUUCUUACAGUUAUCUUCCUCAUUGCCCUCCUUGUGGCUCUUCAAACACAGUAGCUCUGGGGCCUUUGGAACUAGCAGUGCUCUCUGCCUACAAUGCUGAUCCCCUCAUUUCCCUUAAUUAUCCCUCAAAGUGAGGUCUGCUCCGACCAUUUAAACCUCAAGCUCCCCACGGUGAGAAGCCCACCCUCCAUUUUCGCCUUGUAACAUAUUUACUCCAGGUGAUACUUUGAAUUGAAGAAAAGUUGGUAAACAACAACAAUAACAAACACCCACCGCACCCCACAAAAACCAGCCAGCACAACUCAAAGCAGGGUGUAGGUACUCUUCUCUUUCUCUACAUUGUGAGGUCAGGGAGGGAACCUCAGAGCUGACCUAAAUGUCAAGGAGUUCUGAGGCUAGUGAUGGGGGUUGGGUGAGAAGGAAGGGCUCUCUGGGCUUCAGGAACUGCAGAGAAGAGGUUGAGGUGGGAACCCACAAGCUCCUGGGCAGGCGUUUGAAUGCAUUUGCCCUCGGCUUCUGGGAGUCCUGCCUGCCUUGGGCUAUCCUGCAGUCUUCCCUUAAGCGUUUGGAUGGACAAACUCCAGGUAGAUCUUUGGGACCACAAGUGAACUGCAGACCCUCACUGGCAGUUUUUUGAUAUCCAGUUUUUUUGUGUGUGUGGCCCUUUGAUGACCCUUAAAAAGAACAGCAAGGAAGAUUAGUGUCCUUCACAGAUGAAGUCUGAGAGCUGCAAGGACACAGUAGCAGCCACAGGACUGGGCUGGAGGUCUUCUGAGCUUGGGGCCUUUCCUCCAGGUGCUACCAUCUCUACCUCAGCAUUCUUGUGGACGCCAUGAAGCUGAACAAGAGGAGCAUGACCCACUAUGCUCUGAGUGAUUCUCCAGCAGAUCACACCGGCUUCCUUCGUACUUGGGGGGGACCAGGGACAGCACCUACUUCCAGUGGUGCUGGCCGAAGAUAUUGGUUUGUGCUCAAGGGCAACCUGCUAUUCUCUUUUGAGAACAGAGAAAGCCGGACCCCUCUGAGCCUAGUGGUAUUGGAGGGCUGCACGGUGGAGCUGGCCGAAGCUCCUGUGCCUGAGGAGUUUGCCUUCGCCAUUCGCUUUGAUGCCCCUGGAGUGCACCCACACCUGCUGGCAGCAGAUGGGCAGGUUGCCCAGGAGGCCUGGGUAAAGGCACUAUCCCGAGCCAGCUUUGGCUACAUGAGACUCGUAGUCCGAGAACUGGAGAGCCAGUUGCAGGAUGCCCGUGAGAGCCUGGCCUUGCAUCGCUGUGUGUCCCAGAAGUCUGUUGCCAGCUGCAGUAAGCCUCGGACUGCUGACCGCUCAGCUCCAGGCCCUGAGAAUGGUUACUUUUUCCCUAGGGACCGAAAUCCCAAUGGGUCUGUGGAAGAAAGGGGAAGCAGGCCCAUGGGUCGGGAUUUGACUGAAUGGGAGUUGCAGGGCCCUGCCAGCCUCCUCCUAAGCAAGGGACAGAGCCCCGUGUCCCCUGAGACCUCCUGUUUCUCUACCCUGCAUGACUGGUAUGGGAAGGAGAUCAUGGAGCUAAGGCGAGGAUGGCAGCAGAGGGCCAAGGGGAGCCAGCCAGAGAGCAAGCAACAGGAUAGGCCCUGAUUCCCGGCCCUUUGCACUGUGACCCUGACCUGCUGGUCAGGAUGCCAGGGUCAGUACUUCAGGAGUUAAAUGUUUACUCAUUUCCCAGAUUGCUGUGUGUGUGUGUGUGUCCCCCUCCUGCUCUGUAGACUUUCUCCAACUUGCAAUCCUCCCCUCUGCCUGGAGUGAACUGAGGAAUCAUGACUUCCAACCUGUUUCCUGAGGCCUAGAAAGGCCAGGUGGCUGAUGGGAACAUAAUGUAAUGCAGGAAGGGGCUGUGCCCCCACCCCUGCAGGACACUUUAGCUGUAAUGUCCAACAUAAGAAGUCUUGGGCAUCUGAAUACCAGCGGUGCCAGCAGAAGUGGCUUGAGGACUGACAUCGACAUGGUUUGUGCAGGGCUCUCUGUAGGAGAGGCUCUCCCGGUGCUAAGGGGGAUUUUUUUUCUCCCCAGCCACCUUGUCAAUGCCCAGUGCUGGACAUGGCCCUGGGAGAGGCAGGCAGCCUUUAUCUAGGAGCAGCCCUUCCUGAUCUGCUGUCCACGGACACUCCUAGGGACCCUGUCUCCAAGCCUUGUUUCCCAAGGCUUGUCUGUCAAGAACCCUCGUGGCUACUUUCUCCUGUAUCAUUGCCAAGUAUUGUUUUCUUCUAAGAGGACAAAUGGCUGGGUCUUAUAGAGCCAGAAGCCAGGCCCUUCCGUCCCUUUAUGUAUGUGUGGUGACAGUGACUGUGGGAAAAUGUGGGGCUUGAUAGAGCUAUACCUCUUUCCCAAACAAAACCUGCCUCUGCAUGACCACCCUGCUUUCCCUGUCUGGGGACUUGGGGCAACCUGACCCAAAUCCACCCAGGCCUAAAGGCCAGUCUUUGGCCUCCAGGAGACUUGAGUUUCAUGGUCUCCUUGGCCAGGUCCAGGUCCUGUGAUGCCAGGCAUGGUUCUCAGCCUGCACAUAGCAUCAUAGCCAACUGCCCUUGAUUGUACACACAAGUACUAAGCCUUUGCUAACUUUGUUGUUAGUGUUCUUCAGUUUGGUUUUUGGAGACCAGGUCUCACUUUGUAGCCCAUGCAGGCCUGGAACUCAUUCUUAGCUUUGCAAGCACUGGGAAUAGUUAUGAACCACCACACCCUGUUUGGUUUUGUUUGUUUUGUAGAAGUCGGUUCUCCGGUUCUCCGAGAACCGGAAGGCCUGCCCACCCAGCUCCUCAUACUAGCACUUCUGGCUUUAGGUUUUGUAUUGUUUUCUUAUAAUCAGAACAGUAAAGUUUGCAGGGUGUGGUAGCAAAGGAGGUAGAGGAGGAUCAGGAGUUCAAGGCCAUCCAAGGUUUUUGACUAGGCUGGGCUACACGUGAGACCCUUUCAGAAAAUUAUUCAUUUUGGUUAUUAUAACCCGUGUUUACAAAUGAAGAGUCAGGAGUCAGAGCUUCGAAGCCGGUGCCCGAGCCUAGGGACGGAGUGAGUCCGGGAACCUGUUUUGCUGGUGCAACCUCCACCAGUACAGUUCUGCUCUUGCUUGUUCCCUCGCCCUAUGGGAAGCCUGCUGCUCACUGCACCUGUUGUUCGAGUGUUCACAGACGCUAUGGGCUCUUGUUAACUUUUUAUUGUUAAAGUUCCUUUUUAUAAAUUCAAAUACCAAGUAAAGUUUUUCAUUACACAUUUCGGUUCCUUAAAUUAAUACAAGUCUUUCAGAGGCCAAGGUCACUAACACCUUUGCAGAGGGAGCUCCAA
Messenger RNA from Microtus oregoni (creeping vole), 4389 nucleotides. It is a transcript of the gene Pheta2, whose product is annotated as PH domain containing endocytic trafficking adaptor 2. Gene Ontology annotation, biological process: retrograde transport, endosome to Golgi; endosome organization; receptor recycling. Lineage: Eukaryota; Metazoa; Chordata; Mammalia; Rodentia; Cricetidae. Gene Ontology annotation, cellular component: trans-Golgi network; early endosome; recycling endosome. The transcript is spliced from 2 exons. The record is from RefSeq and is a predicted model, not a curated record. The coding region runs from base 1909 to 2688 and encodes 259 amino acids.